Molecule: messenger RNA, 2394 nt
Organism: Cryptosporidium muris RN66
Lineage: Eukaryota; Apicomplexa; Conoidasida; Eucoccidiorida; Cryptosporidiidae
Product: HECT domain-containing family protein
Exons: 1
Coding region: 1-2394 (797 amino acids)
Biological process (GO): protein polyubiquitination
Molecular function (GO): ubiquitin protein ligase activity
Source: RefSeq, a predicted model, not a curated record
AUGAGCUCUUUAGAUGAAGAUUCCACUACUCUUAAAAAACUCCUUGAAAAGUGUUUACAUGAAUAUUUAAUAAUAUGUAAAAGUAAUACUGAUGCAACAGCUAAUGCUCUGAGACUAUACAACUCUCUAACUAUUGCAAAAUUUACAGAAUAUGAAAAAGCUUUGAUUCAUGAUGAUACUUCAGAUAUUUGUGAGUUAUUUAUAUUGAGGAAGGUGCAUAAUGAAGUUAUAGAUAAUUAUAUUGAGUAUAAGAGGAUUAAAAGUUGUUUAUUGAAAUUAAAGAGUUGUAAUUACUCCUUAGAAUUAUAUGCAGGGAUCCUAGAAGAUUACAAUAUUGAGAUAAGUUCACUAGUAAAUAUGUAUUCAAAUUUUUAUAUAUUAAAUAAGAUUUUUUUCACAAGUAAUGAGGAUUCAAGCUCACAUAGAGUUGAUUUUAUUCAUCUUGGUAUGUUUUCAGAAUGGAUGGAGAAGCUUCAUAUGGAUGGUGUUUGUCUCCAUACACCAAUAUACUACAAUAAUUUCUAUGAUGAAUAUCCAAGAUUAUUAACUGCUAUCCAAUAUAAGAUUAUUUGCCUUUGUAAAGAUAGAUAUGGAAUAAAUGAAGAUAACAUUGUAGAGAAUGUAGAUAUAAAUUUAAAUAAUAUCUUUGUUGGAUGGUAUCAAUUAAGAUUUUUGCUUAUUUUAUUUAAUGGAGCAAUUUUUGAGCAUGGAUUUGGAGAUUUUGCAGCAUUACGUUGUAUUAUGCAACUCAUAUAUAGAAUACCCGAAAACAUUUCAAAUAUUAUUUAUCAAUGGUUCGUAGAGGUACCACUUGUAUUUCUGGAAAAUUGUGUUUCAACAAUCCAACAAAUGUUGAGUGUAAGACUAUAUGAAUUUUAUGAUAAUAUGGAUAGCGAAGAAUUAGAUAUUAUGAGAUAUUAUCAACAAAAUCAGAUUAUCGGUAUUAUAGCGAGACUAAAACCAAAAUUUCAAAAUGAUAUCAAACUGGCUUUUUCACUUCUUCGUAUUAUAUAUAAAGCAAAUAAUACUAGAAUGAUGCUAUAUUCUAAUUCAGAUUUAUUGAAUAUAAAUAAUCUUGAUAUUUCUAGUUUUUAUAAUGAAGCUAUUAAUUCUGCUAAGGCAUUACUACAACAUGAACUACGCCAAUGGCUCUUAAACCCAUCAUUAAAUAAUACAGACUUUGAAUUGUUUUCUAAUCCAUAUAUUUUGCAACCAUGGGCUAAAGCUCAGGCAUUACAACAGGAUUCUUUACUCCAGCAACGUCUAGAAUUCCAAAGUUCAAUAACACAUGCUUUAGGAUCUGUUGAAUCACUAUUUACUCCUUCAACACUAAUAGAACCAUUUCUUUUAUUGAGAAUACGCAGAGACUCAAUAAUAAGAGAUUCUAUGGAACAACUAUCGUUACAGAAUAAUUUGAAAAAGCAGCUUAAAGUGACUUUUAUUGGUGAAGAAGGUGUUGAUGAGGGAGGUGUACAAAAGGAAUUUUUUCAACUUUUAGUCCAGGAGAUAUUCAAAGUAGAUUUUGGAAUGUUUAUUUAUUAUGAAGAUACAAGGCUUUUUUGGUUUAAUAUGGCAUCACUGGAAUCAGACGGGGAAUUUGAACUUAUAGGAGUAAUUCUCGCAUUAGCAAUAUAUAAUGGCAUUAUUCUUAAUAUUCACUUUCCACUUGCUGUAUACAAGAAAUUAUUGGGAUUCAAAACAGGAAUUAGGGAUCUUUAUGAAAUACAGCCAGACUAUGCUAGGUCUCUAAUUUCCCUACUUUCAAUUACUGAUAGUGAGAGAUUCGAUGAUUUAUGUCUAACAUUUUCUACAACCAUAAACAAUUUUGGGGAAUUUCAAGUAAUAGCUCUUUCUCCAGAAUCAUAUAGUGCAGAUGAGCCUGUUACUAUUGAAAAUGUUCGGAUAUAUAUAGAUUGCUACAUUGAUUGGUUUUUUAACAAAUCUAUUAAACGUCAAUUUGCUGCAUUUUAUAAUGGUUUUCACAGUAUAUGUGGAGGAAGGGCAUUAGAACUUUUUUCUCCACAGGAACUAGUACAAGUUAUUUGUGGGAGUUCUGAAUUUGAUUUAGAUUCACUUAUUAAUGCAACUAGAUAUCAGGAUGGUUAUACAAAAGAUAGUGAAACUGUGAAGUAUUUCUGGGAAAUAGUUAGAGAGUUUGAUGUUGAUACCCAAAAAAAGUUACUAUUUUUUGUUACAGGUUCAGAUAGAAUUCCAAUGAAAGGUCUUGGUGAUAUAAAUUUUAUAAUUGGGAGAUUCGGUCCUGAUUCUAAUAUGUUGCCGACAGCUCACACUUGUUUUAAUUACUUACUAUUACCUGACUAUAACAAUAAAGAGAAGUUGAGGAAGCUACUACUUAUAUCUCUUGAACAUUCUCAAGGAUUUGGGUUAAAGUAA